UUAUAAAAUUUGAUUUUAUUUUACUCUUUAUCUGUGUAUUUUUAUUUGCUACAUCAGGCAACCCUAGCAGGGUGGCUAAGAACAAGCAUCGUUCUGCUGCGGCACAAGAAAACCACAAACACAACGCCACCACGACCCCGGUAGCCUUCCGCCCCAAAAGUCUCUCCAAUUCGAAGCCAGUGAGAACGGGCUUCCAGAAAACAGACGCUGUAACUAGGCAACCAAGACGCGAACCCACCCGACCUUCCGCAGAAUUCAGGUUUAAAAGUGCGGUGCAUCCUGGGAGUGAGUUUUCUAAGUUCGGCUUCGCUUCCAAAGGCCACCAGACUACAACUCCCAGCAGCCCUAAAGGCUCGCUGCGAGUCACGCUGGGAUUUCUGACUUUACCCUGAGGAAAGCUCCUGGUAGGCUGCUUGUGUCAGAAGAGACAAGGGACGGUUUCUAGAGAUUCGCGACACUAAGAAUUCAUCUAAAAGGUUAAACCGAGGAUUACUACUUUCGAUGCAGAGAAAACUAGUCCUCCCCAACAUUGCGAAAACAUGUGCCUACGCGCGCUGACGUUACAUCGCGCGCUGAAGGGUGGGGACUGAGCGGCGCUCCUGCACGUGAUGCCAGCGCAUCUUUGCGAUUGGCCGCCUCGGGGGCGCGGCGCUCGGGCGCGGACGCCUCGGAUUGGUGUUUCGGGGUAGCGGGGUGGGACUCUGGCUGCAGCCGCGGGAGGUCCGGACACUGGCGGCCAUGGGACUCGCCGGUACUAGACGACACAUAACCGAGUUGCACUGAGGACAGAUGCCUAAACCAUCUCAGCAUGGCCUAUAGAGGAGGAGGUGGGCAUGGCCAGCCUCCCUCAGCUGUGCGCUCCCGUGUUAGCCCUGGAAGUCUGUCAACAUGUAGGACCCGCACCCAUAACAUAUGCAUGGUGUCGGACUUUUUCUACCCUAACAUGGGAGGCGUGGAAAGCCACAUUUACCAGCUCUCUCAGUGCCUGAUUGAAAGAGGGCACAAAGUGAUCAUUGUCACCCAUGCUUAUGGAAAUCGGAAAGGCAUCCGUUACCUCACUAAUGGCCUCAAAGUCUAUUACUUGCCUCUGAAAGUCAUGUACAACCAAUCUACAGCCACGACCCUCUUUCAUAGUCUGCCGUUGCUCAGGUGCAUAUUUGUUCGGGAGAGAGUCACAAUAAUCCAUUCACAUAGUUCUUUUUCUGCCAUGGCCCAUGAUGCCCUCUUCCACGCCAAGACAAUGGGGCUCCAGACAGUCUUCACGGACCAUUCCCUUUUCGGAUUUGCUGAUGUCAGCUCGGUGCUCACAAACAAGCUUCUAACUGUGUCUCUUUGUGACACAAACCACAUAAUUUGUGUCUCUUACACUAGUAAGGAAAACACUGUGCUAAGAGCAGCACUGAAUCCUGAAAUAGUGUCCGUCAUUCCUAAUGCUGUAGAUCCUACUGACUUCACUCCAGACCCAUUUAGAAGGCAUGAUAGUAUAAUAACUAUUGUUGUUGUCAGCAGACUUGUUUACAGAAAAGGGACUGAUUUGCUUAGUGGUAUAAUACCUGAACUCUGUCAGAAAUACCCAGAUUUAAAUUUCAUAAUUGGAGGAGAGGGACCUAAGAGAAUCAUUUUGGAAGAAGUACGAGAAAGGUACCAGCUCCAUGACAGGGGCAAUGGUUGGAAGUACCCUGGAAGGCACGUGCACGCGCACACACUCACACACAAAACAACCACUUUGGAAAUGUUUGUAGAUUUUCAAGCCUUGCUGAGUUGUGAUUUGUAUAGCAUGGCCCAAAUCAUAGUGCGUCUCUUGGGAGCCUUAGAACACAAGGAUGUUAGAAAUGUCUUAGUUCAAGGACAUAUUUUUCUCAAUACUUCCCUUACCGAAGCAUUCUGCAUGGCGAUUGUGGAAGCAGCCAGUUGUGGUUUACAGGUUGUAAGUACCAGGGUUGGUGGAAUUCCUGAAGUACUUCCAGAAAAUCUUAUCAUUCUGUGUGAGCCUUCCGUCAAGUCCUUGUGCGAGGGUUUGGAAAAAGCGAUUUCCCAGCUGAAGUCAGGAGCAUUGCCGGCUCCCGAAAAUAUCCAUAACGUAGUAAAGACUUUCUACACCUGGAGGAAUGUUGCGGAAAGAACUGAAAAAGUGUACGACCGCGUGGCAGGAGAAGCUGUGUUACCAAUGGACAAACGACUGGACAGACUCAUCUCUCACUGUGGCCCAGUAACAGGCUGCAUUUUUGCUUUGUUGGCUGUAUUCAACUUUCUAUUCCUCCUUUUCCUGAGAUGGAUGACUCCAGAUUCUAUCAUCGAUGUCGCAAUAGAUGCCACAGGGCCCAAGGGCGCCUGGACUCAUCAAUAUCCUUACAGUAAAAAAGGGGGCGAGAAUAAUGAGAUGUCUAAACCCAGGUAGAAGAAAGCCUGGAUUGUAAGGUUUUACACAUUUGUAAUAGUUCUAGUAAGACGAUGGAAAAUAACCUUGCUUUUUUCUUUUUUUUUAAAGUUAAUUUAGUAAGUUAUGCUACCUCUAUAUCAUUCAAUGUUUUAUUUUGAGGAAAGAUAAAAACUUAUGCAAUUCCUGAGUGUAGAAACUCCUUGCACUUACUUAAGACUUAGGAGAGAACAUUGAAGCCACUCAGGUAUGAAAUUUUUCAGACUACUGAAAUCCCUCUAACAGAGAUGUUUUAAAAUUAUAUUUUGGGAGCUUUGGGUGCUGAAGGGCCAAAUGUUUUCUGGGCAUUUUUGGGCCAAUUUUAAAUGUUCUACCAUCAAUUAGACAUUCACCAGAUGUUUACAGGUUUUCUUUCGGGAAGUACAACAACGAUAUGAACUCUUUUUGAGUCCUGUUCAGACACAUUUUAGUCAUUGAGGUCAUGUUCUUAAGACGUUUAUUUGGUACGCUCAGUGUUACAGAUCGUCAGCAGGUUUCUUGAGCAAGAUGGUCCAUCAGUUAUUGGCAUGUUUUAAGCAUCUCCUACUGUGUGUAGAACAUUGAAGUAGACACUUCGUGCUGUUGAGGACCAGGGGCACAUUCAGAUGCUCUUUGUUUAUCGCUCAGAUGGCUCACUUCUUUGUAGUCACAGUUGACGGAAUGGUAAACUAUCUAACAUGCCAAAAAUGCUCAGGCUUUCAAUGCCAGGAAAAAUGGUCGGCAGACUCCGAUUACUUCUUCGAUCUUGUCGUAUGUGUUCUCCUAGGUAGAGCCUUUGUCUUAAUUUGUGUGUGUGAAAAAGCUUCUUGCUUCUGGAAUGCUAGGGACGAAUACCACUGUUGGCGACAGUGCAGAGAAACCCUCCGCGCCUUCCCCGGCAUCACUGAGUCCUCUGUAAAUGCCUUCGUGUUUUCCGAGCAGAACGUACGAGCUGUGCCAUCUCCAACUCAGCUGCUCCCCUCCACUACCUUUGAUAGAAGUCACUUCCCUUCACUUGUGGCCUAGCUGUUGUCUGAGAAGUCUUGUCAGUGUGCAGGAGUCUUCACCCCAGUAUGUUCUAUUUAUAGCUAAUUGAGUCUGAAAAUUGUAGGAACACAGUCUCUUUGUGGUUGUCUGUUGUUAACUGUAAUCGUUGUUGCCCAGAGCCAUGGGUUUUUAAACCCCAGAUUAUCCACAUGGUGUGUCUUAUUAACUCCUUGAACUCCUUAGAGUACGUUUUUGUGAUAAAGGACUGUGAAAUCCAAAGAAAGAGGUGCUUGUGGUGCACUAGGAAGCUGCUGGCAGUAUUGGGGUUCUGUACAGGAUUGGUUUCCUUUUGUUUUUAACGACAACGCUCAUAAAACUUCUUUUUUAAAAAGUAUCUUAACAUGCCUGUUAACCGGUUGCCACUGAUCUGUAAGAAAUAACGAUUUGUGUUUUGUGCCAAAACACAAAUGCGCGAGUGCGAUUCUUAAAACCUGGAAGUUAAGGGAUCUUUUGUUAAAGAAAAAUGGACUGACCCGAACCAUUAAAUCUUAUUGGGAUUUUUAAUGCACAGAAACUGAUUUAUGUAAAUAUGAAAUAAACAGUGCCAAUAUGCACGCUAAAGCAAGAAACUAACCUGUGUUUUUAUUUAUUUGCUUCAGCAGUUUUUAAGGGCAUACUACUAUUUGUUCUUACAUUUUUGUUUCUCAGCGUAUUUUUGAGAUGGCCAUUCAUUUCAGAUGGAAAUGGGAUGUCAACUUGCAUGUAAAAUAUGUAAUUUAUAAAUCAAAAUUAUGUCCUUUGUUUUUAACAAAGGGAAGUAAAUUUGCUUGUUCUAGUAAAUCUUAAUUUUCAGGCUUCCUGGAUACCUUAAUUGUAACUGUCAGUGUUGCACUGGUCAACAUGUGGAACCAUAUUGUUCGACCCCGCUACUUACAUUUAUUUGAAAGUGAACUUGCAGUGAUGAGGAAUUUAUGAAAAAUGUAUUGUAUUUCUUUUGAUAUUACAAAAACUAGCACAUAUGAAACUGGUUUAUGAAAACACACUACAUGUCCAAAAAUAAAGACCAAAAUGACAUUUUGACAA
Molecule: messenger RNA, 4465 nt
Organism: Mirounga angustirostris (Northern elephant seal)
Lineage: Eukaryota; Metazoa; Chordata; Mammalia; Carnivora; Phocidae
Gene: PIGA
Product: phosphatidylinositol glycan anchor biosynthesis class A
Exons: 7
Coding region: 809-2398 (529 amino acids)
Biological process (GO): GPI anchor biosynthetic process
Cellular component (GO): glycosylphosphatidylinositol-N-acetylglucosaminyltransferase (GPI-GnT) complex
Molecular function (GO): phosphatidylinositol N-acetylglucosaminyltransferase activity
Source: RefSeq, a predicted model, not a curated record